AGUUUCUAGUCUUCCUUGUACGGUCCAUGUGGCGCCAGUACAAUUUUGCGCGCGCGACGAUCAUCUCGUCCCAGCAACCCUUAAUUCGAAGCCCCAUAUUGCACCUCGUUAUAGAAAAUCGUGGUUGAAGAAGACGUGGCUAAGUACGUGAAAUUUUAACAGUCAUUGAUGGAUUUAACGCUCUUCAUGUGACGAUCUAAACAUGGCUGUGUGUUUAGUCGUGUUGCUCCUGCUGGCGUUGGCGUUAGAUGUCGGAGGAAUAUAUAUAUCUCAGAAGUCGGCGACGAAGGUAGUAAACAACGAAACGUUUAUAGUUUUUUGUCGUGACGACGUCGGGGGCCUUCCGAUAAAAUGGAGAAACCAAAGAGGCGAGAUUUUGGGUCCGAAGACGCGUCCAGCUGUCCACAAUACGUCUUACGGUACUUCGAUCAUGUUCACUAAUCCCUUGAGAGUCGAAGAUUCCGGCAAUUACACGUGUUCGACCGACACAGAAAGCCGAGUGUUUCAGUUUUUGGUGGAUGCACCCCUCAAAUUCACCGAUACUUCGACGAACCAAACAGCAGUCGAAGGCUCCGAAUUCAACCUAAAAUGCGAAGUCAAAGGCGGAUCCACCUCCUGGUCAAUGGACGAAGGUUCAGCAAUUACAGAUAAUGCAAAAUACGCCGUCCUCGGCGAUGGCCUCCUGAUAAGAAACGUCACCCGAUCUGAUAGCAAAACCUACAUCUGUAAAGGAGUUCAACCAAGUACGGGAACAGUUCUGGACCGCCCCAUACAUCUACACGUGUUGCACAAGCCGGUCCACCCGAACCAUCCGAUGAGACACGUCCGCCAAGAAGUUAUCUACGGCUACAUCAACGGCACCACCAAUCUGACUUGUGUCACGAUAGCUAAUCCUCCGGCUAGUUUCUCCUGGAAAAAACACAAGGACCCAAAGAAGAAACUUGGAAAAAUCAUUAAGGAAUCGGAAGAAAUUUCCAUCCUACAAUUGCACAUUCGUGACAAAUCCUUCUUUGAUAAUUACACUUGCAUUGCUAGAAAUAAAUACGGGGUGUACGAGGAGUAUUUCACGCUCAAACAGGGUGCCCGACCAUUGCCGCCGAGCCAAUUCCAGUUGGAAGAAAUAAAAAGUAAGUCGCUCAUAUUCAAAAUACACGGCCCGACGAAUUCGUCUGAGAUGGAUUUAGGCACGAAAGGAUUUAACAUGAAGUAUAAGAAGAUUGAUGACAAAGAAUGGAAACAAAAGGAAUUUAAUAUCACACAAGAUAAUUUGUAUUCUUUAAAUGAUUUGGAACCAAAUACCGAAUACGAAGUACAAGCGGCUACUAGAAACGUCGCAGGUUUAAGUGUUUAUGUUUCUUCAAGCACAUACACGACCUCACGAGCCGCCUCUGUCCACAUGACUCGGCCUUUACUGCAUAUUCUAGGCGCGAUAAUUCUAUUAGAAAAAUUCUUUUGGUGACUUUGAACUAAUAAAACCGGGAAUAUACUUCAUUCUACUAUACGUAUGCGAGAACAGGAUAACAAGUCUAAAAAGGUUCCUUUUCACAAUUCCUCUUAAUCUUAUCAUAUCAUUAUCUCACCAUAUUCAGUCAUGCAUCGUGAUCGAUUAAGUUACAAAGGGAGGUCAUUAGUGACCUCAUUUUGUAUACGAACGAUUAUUUUUAAAAAGUGCCAUUUUGUAAAUAUGAUUUAGUCAAUUUUGAUCAUUUUAAGUUGACCAAACUAUUCAAUGUAAAUAAUAAAUGUAUGCUAAUUAUUGUUGACUAACGUGCCAAUGUUAAUGAAUGUUGCAUUAUUGGUGUAGCUGUGUUUUUAGUCUCAUGGCUUUGUUUGGAAUGACUGACAAUAAAGUCGAUUUGUAAACAACUGUUGAAAUAUUUCUACCAUCAUAUGUGAGAAGACAAAACAUUUCGAUAGCAUUACAAAUCCUAUAGACGACUAUUUAUCAGAAUUUAUUCGACGGUUAUAUAACAAAUUGUAAAAGUUUAUCGCUUUUAAUUGUAUUUAUUACAAAGAUCCGUGAUAUAAUUUUUGUUGUCUAGAUAAUAAGACAUCGGUCCGUCUUGACAGGGCUCUAGAAAUAGUUAUGUUAUCGCCCUGUGAAAACGGCCAACAUCUAUGAUAAAAUAAAUUUGUUUUUG
Messenger RNA from Tribolium madens (black flour beetle), 2141 nucleotides. Its product is annotated as neural cell adhesion molecule 2-like. Gene Ontology annotation, molecular function: cell adhesion molecule binding. The record is from RefSeq and is a predicted model, not a curated record. The transcript has 7 exons. Gene Ontology annotation, biological process: cell-cell adhesion. Gene Ontology annotation, cellular component: cell-cell junction. NCBI's taxonomy places the organism in Eukaryota, Metazoa, Arthropoda, Insecta, Coleoptera, Tenebrionidae. The coding region runs from base 203 to 1459 and encodes 418 amino acids.